AUGUCGGCAUAUAGUCUAGUUGCUUCCGCCACAACGUGUUUAUCGACAACAAUUCCGUCCGAUUACAAACGACCAAGUACCACCUCUGCGCAGUGCCUGGACGUGCCAAGCAACUCGGCUUGGAUGGUGCUGUACACCUAUGAUGAUGAUAGCAACUUCCUCAAUGCAACAAGUCUGACGAGGUGGGUUACGCUUCGAGAGCGUGUAGAGCUACAAAUAUGUAACGUGUCUGGGCGCAUGGCUUCUUAUCACCAGCUACUACAUAGGCUCGCACGGUUCUUCUACCUGCCGCCUGUGACGCCGUCCGACCAAGCUGCGGUCCCAUCACCAGGCGCUAAGCCUCAUCCUUUGCUUUUAUGUCGGAUCGAUGGAGCAAGGAGCGCUCUGCAUGAUUUUCGGAGUGCCGCCCACGACUCUCUCGCGGUAUCUGCGCAGUGCGGAUGA
This is a messenger RNA of Phytophthora sojae, 444 nucleotides long. RefSeq lists its product as hypothetical. The transcript has a single exon. Lineage: Eukaryota; Oomycota; Peronosporomycetes; Peronosporales; Peronosporaceae. Bases 1 to 444 code for a protein of 147 amino acids. The record is from RefSeq and is a predicted model, not a curated record.